This is a messenger RNA of Leguminivora glycinivorella, 763 nucleotides long. RefSeq names its product pupal cuticle protein C1B-like. The record is from RefSeq and is a predicted model, not a curated record. The transcript has 4 exons. NCBI's taxonomy places the organism in Eukaryota, Metazoa, Arthropoda, Insecta, Lepidoptera, Tortricidae. Bases 104 to 637 code for a protein of 177 amino acids.
CGAAAUCUCAUUCAGUGUGUAAUCAGGUAUUUAAACCGGCCACACACUACCCCAGACAUCAUUCACUCUUCAACCACCAAAGCAAAAACUCAAAUCAACCAACAUGUUCAAGCUGGUGGCUUUCGUUGCUAUUCUCUCCGUCGCCGCGGCUAAGCCAGGCAUCCACUCCGUGGCGUACUCCGCGGUCCCAGCAGUAGCACCUGUUGCAUACACUGCGGCGUACACUGCCCCUGUUGCCGCCGCUUACACUGCUCCUGUUGCCGCCGCUUACACUGCUGCCGCAUACACUGCUCCUGUCGCAGCUGCGUACACUGCGUACUCUCCUUACGCCGCAGCUUACACGGCUCCUGCGUUCACUUACCUCCGUAAAACAGGACGGGACAUUAUCAUCAGUGUUAGAUACGCAUUGUCUAAACAAACAAUCAACAUGUUCAAGAUUCUGAUCUUCGCGUGCCUGGUGGCGUUCGCCGCGGCCAAGCCGCUGGUGGUGAGCUACGCGGCGCCGGUGGCGGCGGCGUACACGGCGCCCGUGGCGGCCGCCUACUCCGCGCCCGUCGCCUACUCGCCCUACUCCGCCUACUCGCCGCUCGCCUACUCCGCUUACACCUACGCUCCCUACUCUGCCUACUACGUCUAAGCAAUAUUGGUCUCGAGUUUAAGUUAUUUAUUUAUUCUGUUUUGAGACUAAAUUAUUGUUUAAAAUAUGACUUACGCUACGCUCAAUAUGACUAUUAUGCCGAAUAAACACGGAUUAUAAGUUCUC